AUGUCACACCUCCCAAUUGAGCCAGAGUUCGAGCAGGCUUAUAAAGAAUUGGCCUCGUCUCUUGAAAACUCCACCAUUUUCGAGAAGCACCCGGAGUACCGUAAGGCACUUCACGUUGCUUCCAUUCCCGAGCGUACCAUCCAGUUCCGCGUCACUUGGGAAAAUGACAAGGGAGAGCUCGAAGUCAACCGUGGCUAUCGUGUCCAGUUCAACUCCGCCCUUGGCCCGUACAAGGGUGGCCUUCGAUUCCAUCCCACAGUAAACAUGUCCAUCCUAAAGUUCCUAGGUUUUGAGCAGAUCUUCAAAAAUGCUCUUACUGGAUUGAACAUGGGUGGUGGAAAAGGUGGUGCUGAUUUCGAUCCCAAGGGCAAGUCUGACAAUGAGAUCAGGAAAUUUUGCAGCGCCUUCAUGAUGGAGUUGAGCAAGCAUAUUGGUGCAGACAUUGAUGUCCCUGCUGGCGAUAUUGGUGUUGGAGGCCGUGAAAUUGGUUUCCUCUUCGGUGCCUAUAAAAGGCAGAGACACAUCUGGGAGGGUGUUUUGACUGGAAAGGGCAUCAGCUGGGGUGGCUCUUUGAUCCGCCCUGAAGCCACUGGUUAUGGCCUCGUCUAUUAUGUUCAACACAUGAUCCAGUACGCCACCAAUGGUGCUGAGACUUUCGAGGGAAAGCGCGUCGCUAUCUCUGGUUCUGGAAACGUUGCCCAGUACGCGGCCUUGAAAGUCAUCGAAUUUGGAGGAACUGUCGUCUCCAUCUCGGACAGCAAAGGCUCUCUUGUUGCUCGUGAGGGAGAGUUCAUUACUCCAGAGGAGAUUUAUGAAAUUCAGGAACUCAAAGACCAGCGCAAACAGCUUUCCGUGCUCGCCGACGCACCAAACUUCAAAGAUAAAUGCGUGUAUAUCGAAGGUGCCCGUCCGUGGUUGCACGUUGGCAAGGUUGAAGUAGCUCUUCCUUGCGCUACUCAGAACGAAGUUUCCGGCCCAGAAGCUCAGGGUUUGAUCCAGAACGGAUGCAAGUACAUCGCAGAAGGCUCCAACAUGGGCUGCACACUCGCCGCCAUUGAACAUUUCGAGGCUCAUCGUCAGCUGCACAAGAAGGGAGGCGCCGUUUGGUACGCACCCGGAAAGGCCGCCAACGCCGGUGGUGUUGCCGUCAGUGGUCUCGAGAUGGCUCAGAACUCUCAGCGAUUAACCUGGACUGCUGAGGAGGUCGAUCAGAAAUUGAAGGACAUCAUGAGGGUCUGCUUCGAAACUGGUGUCAAGACUGCUGAAAACUACACGUGCUUGAACGAAGGCCAACUUCCGUCUUUGGUUAUUGGAAGCAACAUCGCCGGUUUUAUCAAGGUCGCUGAGGCCAUGAAAGACCAUGGAGACUGGUUCUAA
This is a messenger RNA of Ophidiomyces ophidiicola, 1377 nucleotides long. It is a transcript of the gene GDH3, whose product is annotated as NADP-dependent glutamate dehydrogenase. The transcript has 5 exons. Gene Ontology annotation, cellular component: cytosol. NCBI's taxonomy places the organism in Eukaryota, Fungi, Ascomycota, Eurotiomycetes, Onygenales, Onygenaceae. The record is from RefSeq and is a predicted model, not a curated record. Gene Ontology annotation, molecular function: L-glutamate dehydrogenase (NADP+) activity. Bases 1 to 1377 code for a protein of 458 amino acids.